UUUUUGACGAUACAUUUGGGAACGCAUUCUUUCUUGUGUCGAUCGCAUUUAUCUGCACUGAUCUGCACGAGGUUAUAAAUGUCAGAUUAUAAACGCAUACAAAGAUUCUCUCAAAUUCUUUCUCGCAUGGUGGAAAUUUUUCGUCCGGUUAUAUUACGUUAAAAUGCCGUUGAUAGUGAUAACUGGCAUACCGUGCAGCGGCAAAACGACGAGGAGUCUCGAGCUGAAGAAUUACUUCGAGGAAAAAUUGAAGGACAGUGGGCAACAUGUGGAGAUAAUCAACGAAAGCGACGCGAUAAAUCAAGCAGGCUAUAAUAAAAAUGUAUAUUUUGCGGAUUCGAAGAAGGAGAAGGCUGUUAGGAGCUCAAUGAAAUCUGACAUUCAACGUAAACUGAACUCAAAUGACUUGUUAAUAUUUGACUGCAGCAAUUACAUCAAGGGAUACCGAUACGAGAUUUACUGUACAACCAAAUUGUACAAGACUCCCCAAUGUACGUUACACUGCAACUUACCAAUCGAACAAGCCUGGUUAUGGAACAACAAACGAUCCGAGUCGGAUCGAUAUGAAGAAGAAAUAUUUAACGCGCUUGUAUCCAGAUACGAAGUACCAGAGGCUACAAACCGAUGGGACAGUCCACUUUUUACAGUUAUGCCAGAGGACAAUUUAAUGUACGAUGAGAUUUAUUGCUAUCUUUACAAAGGCAAAUUACCAAAACCAAAUCUGAGUACCCAGAGCCCGCCAUUAGCAUCCACAAAUUACUUGCAUGAAUUGGAUAAUGUAACGAAAGAUGUAACAAAUGCGAUACUGUCGAUGCAACAAUUGGGAACAAACUGCGAUAUAAAGAUACCAGGUUCUAGCGUGAAUUUAGAACGUGUAACCACACCGUCGAAACUUGCGAUGUUACGGAGACAGUUUCUAACUUUUAGUAAAAUGCAACAAAAUGAAGUUAAUCAAAUUGCCACGUUAUUUGUACAAUAUCUCAAUAACAAUAUAUGAUAAAGGUGAA
This is a messenger RNA of Solenopsis invicta (red fire ant), 1007 nucleotides long. Its product is annotated as protein KTI12 homolog. NCBI's taxonomy places the organism in Eukaryota, Metazoa, Arthropoda, Insecta, Hymenoptera, Formicidae. Bases 164 to 997 code for a protein of 277 amino acids. The record is from RefSeq and is a predicted model, not a curated record. The transcript has 5 exons.